This is a messenger RNA of Penaeus indicus, 1242 nucleotides long. RefSeq names its product metallophosphoesterase domain-containing protein 1-like. Lineage: Eukaryota; Metazoa; Arthropoda; Malacostraca; Decapoda; Penaeidae. Gene Ontology annotation, molecular function: hydrolase activity. Bases 310 to 1128 code for a protein of 272 amino acids. The record is from RefSeq and is a predicted model, not a curated record. The transcript is spliced from 7 exons.
GUUGCCACAUAUCACCAGAGAUGACAUGGCACCAAGCAGUGGCUUCCCAAACGCAACUCAGAACCGGUCUUUGGCAAAGAAAAUCAAACUAUUAUCCCAAUUUUAUGUAAAGAACACUUAGGAGACAAUCAAUUCUUAUGAAAAACCAAAUUCUAGAAACCAUUUAGCAUCAAUGAAUAACACCAGAGAUUACAAUAGAUUAAACGUUGACAGAGUGUGUGUGUGAUUUUAAGAAUACUUAUCUCUACCAGUAUACGGAUAAGGGAAGCUGAAUUGCGUUUUUUUGCAGGCGUCUCUCACUUCUCCGAGAUGAACUGGCGGCGGAAUGGCGGUCGUGGCGGCGCCUCCUUCGCAACCAAGCCGAAGAGGACACCUCAGGAGGACCUUCCCCCUCCUGCCCCUAAUCUGGUACGGUUCGUGUGCGUAAGCGAUACACACAGCCGGGUAGUGAAGGCGGGCGUCCCCGAUGGAGAUGUCCUCCUCCAUGCAGGAGAUUUCACAGGGCGAGGCACACUCAGCGAGGCCAUGCAGUUCAAUAUUUGGCUUGGGACGCUACCUCACAAGCACAAAGUGGUGAUAGCAGGGAACCACGACAUCCUUCUAGACGCAGAGGAAUGCGGCCGUGCUCUUCCCGCUGACCCAACGCGAUUCCUCACCAACGCCAUCUAUUUGUGUGAUGAGAGUGUGACUCUCUUCGGCAUCAAAAUAUAUGGUUCUCCGUGGAUACCCGAAUAUCAUUCGCCCAUGAAAACGGCAUCCGAUAGGUGGAAAGCAGAGAAAUACCCACACCUAAGGGCCUUCGAGUUACCCCGAGGAGAACCCCUCCGGCAGAAGUGGCAAGCCAUUCCCGCGGACACGGAUAUCCUGCUGACCCACACGCCGCCCCUGGGUCAAGGCGACCUGACCGCAAGGAAGAAAAGGGCUGGCUGUGAGGACCUUCAGGAGACCGUACAGCGUCGUGUCAGGCCCAAGUACCACGUCUUCGGUCACAUACAUGAAGGCUACGGUGUCUCGAAGGACGCGAACACAGUAUACAUGAACGCCUCGAUCUGCAACUCGAGGUACCAGGCAAUCAACGCGCCACUCGUCUUCGAUUUACCUUUGCCCGAUGGAGUGUCCAAGUCUUGAAUCAGUAUGGUUUUCUUGCGGGUUAGAAAUAACACAUUGUCACAGAAUAAAUAAAUAGAUCCAUCGGUGUGAAUAAGGUAAAGAGAAACAGCAAGAAAGAAAAGAUUUUUUUUA